Cololabis saira (Pacific saury) is the source of this 2294-nucleotide messenger RNA. Its product is annotated as EGF-like repeat and discoidin I-like domain-containing protein 3. The transcript has 10 exons. The coding region runs from base 103 to 1536 and encodes 477 amino acids. The record is from RefSeq and is a predicted model, not a curated record. Gene Ontology annotation, molecular function: calcium ion binding. Lineage: Eukaryota; Metazoa; Chordata; Actinopteri; Beloniformes; Belonidae.
UGCUCGGUUUACUCAGGCUGCUGACUACAAGCUGAAUCUGUCGAGUUUAACGGUACAGCGUCGCUUCGGUCUGCGGAACAAACGAAGUGAGGUUAAACAAAUAUGAAACUCAUCGGAAACGGAAUAAGAGUGUCUUUAGGAACCCUUUCCCUUCUGCUUUGCCUGUAUUCAGUCAGAGGUGACUACUGUGAAGUAAACCUUUGCCACAAUGGAGCCACGUGCGUUACAGGCGUAGGAGAUGAACCCUUCAUCUGCAUCUGUGCGGACGGCUUUGGCGGCGACACCUGUAACCUGACGGAGACAGGACCCUGCAAUCCCAACCCCUGUCGAAAUGACGGGACUUGCAAGGUCAUUGCUCCGACCAGACGUGGAGAUGUCUUUAAUGAGUACGUCUGCACGUGUCAGCCGGGUUUCGAGGGAGUGCACUGCCAGAUCAAUGUGAACGACUGUGCAAAAGAGCCUUGUAACAAUGGGGGGAUAUGUCGAGAUCUUGAUGGAGAUUAUACCUGCCAGUGCACCUCGCCAUAUGUCGGAAAGCAGUGCCAGCAACGAUGUAUUUCUCUGCUGGGGAUGGAAGGAGGAGCGAUUGUGGAGUCCCAGAUCACUUCUUCCUCUGUGCACUAUGGUGUCCUGGGUCUUCAGCGCUGGGGUCCAGAGCUGGCUCGACUCAACAACCACGGCAUCGUCAACGCCUGGACAUCGGCAGCCUACGACAGAAACCCUUGGAUAGAGAUCAACAUGCAGAAGAAGAUGCGUUUGACGGGCAUCAUCACUCAGGGAGCCAGUCGCAUGGGCUCAGCCGAGUACAUCAAAGCCUUCAAGAUGGCAAGCAGCUUUGAUGGGAUCAGUUACAUCACCUACAAAGCAGAUGGCCAACGCAGGGAUAUGGUUUUUGUGGGCAACACUGAUAACGACAGUACAAAGACAAACCUUUUCGACCCCCCUAUCGUGGCCCAGUACAUCCGCAUCAUCCCCGUGGUUUGUCGCCGGGCCUGCACGCUGCGCCUGGAGCUGGUGGGCUGUGAACUCAACGUUUAUUCAAACACGACAGGUUGCUCGGAGUCUUUGGGAAUGAAGUCUCGGCUCAUCUCGGAUGAGCAGCUCUCAGCCUCCAGCAAAUUCCGCACGUGGGGCAUCGAUACUUUCACCUGGCACCCCCAGUUCGCCCGACUGGACAAGGCGGGGAAGACCAACGCCUGGUCUCCCGCCCACAACAACCGCUCCGAGUGGAUCCAGGUUGAUCUGCAGAAAACAAAGCGCCUCACUGGCAUCAUCACUCAGGGUGCUAAGGACUUUGGGGUGGUGCAGUUUGUUUCAGUGUUUAAAGUUGCAUAUAGCAACGACGGAGAGUCGUGGAAAGUAGUGAAUGAUGAGAACACCGGCAGUGAUAAGCUUUUCCAAGGAAAUAUUGACAACAACACUCACAAGAAGAAUCUGUUCGAGCCUCCGUUCUACGCUCGCUAUGUCAGGGUCAUCCCCUGGGAAUGGCACGAACGCAUCACGCUACGCAUGGAGCUGCUGGGUUGCGAUGACUAGAAACUCGUCUUAACCAUUUAUCCCAUCCUCUGUCCUCAUCCCGCCACUCCAUCACUUCAGGCAACAGCAGAAAGCGGAUCCUGAGCAGAAUCAUCUAUUUGCACUCCAUGAAGAUCAUAUUAGCUGAUUAGCUUGGACUUUUUAACGCUUCUAGCACUUUUCUGACUAGUGAUUUAUUUAUGUUUACACAGAUGAAAUUGACAUUACGGCUUUUGGUUACUAAACAGAGUCUUGCAUUGACUAUCGGUACUUUUAGAAAACUGUAUACUCAUAUAAAAUUAACUGUGUAGUGUGUGUACUUUACUCCUUCUAAUGAUACAAACAGCUACACAAGUCAGACAUCAUCACCAGCAUGAUUACGGUUUUUCACUUAGCCAGUUAUACGACUGCUGUCUUGUUACUCGAGCACAUAUCAGCAGGGUGGUGCAGGGCCUGUGCAAUAAAGUACAUUUCCACCUGUCCUGGAAGGACAGUUUGUCCACAAGUAGACAGUUGCACUCUGAUGAUCUCAACAAGCGUAAACGUUUUUCAUGUGAUAUCUGGGUUUCUUUUUUAACUUAAAUUGGCAUGUUUUUUUCCUCAUCCUUUUAUAUAAUCUCAUUCUAAUUCGUUCAUUUUUACAACAAAUGUGAAAUGUGUGGAAAAAAAUAGUUUGUUGUUUGUUUUUUUUAAAUUCAUUGUUGGUCUAGAACUAAGACCAUUUAUUAAAUACUAAAAACAAAUAAAAACAAGCUCUGCUGUGUGUUUUAUCAGCUCAA